This is a messenger RNA of Diabrotica virgifera virgifera (western corn rootworm), 1221 nucleotides long. RefSeq names its product phospholipase A1 VesT1.02-like. Gene Ontology annotation, biological process: lipid metabolic process. Gene Ontology annotation, molecular function: lipase activity. The coding region runs from base 111 to 1163 and encodes 350 amino acids. The transcript has 5 exons. NCBI's taxonomy places the organism in Eukaryota, Metazoa, Arthropoda, Insecta, Coleoptera, Chrysomelidae. The record is from RefSeq and is a predicted model, not a curated record.
AAUGUAAUUUCAAAGAUUAUUUGUACAAAUAAACACGCUAAAAGGUUAUUUAAUGUGGGAUUGAUGGUUACUUAAUAUAAUACCUAAUAGAAGGAAUCAGUGGACACAAGAUGCGGCUACAUAUUAAAAUCUUUUUGUUUUGUGCUUUUGUUCUUGCAGGUAUUAACUGCAUUCCCGACAUCCCCAUCGCGCUAAAGAAAGACUUUUUCCAAAUCUACAAAGGACUCGCAGUAGAAGUAAAGCAACUCACUGGUGGUAAUGUCACCCUCGACAAGUUAACCUUUACCCACUUUGAGAGGAAACAUCGGGAAAAUGGUACGGUAUUAGAUUCUUCAAACCUGGAAGACGUUAAGUACGCCAAAGAGAAGAUCGUAUUUAUUUUACAUGGAUGGGCUAGUUCUGCCACUGUGGAUUGGGUUUUGGAAAUGAAAAAUGCGUUCCUGGCCAUUUAUCCGAAUAGUUCGGUGAUUACAAUUGAUUGGAGUGGACCGGCAUCACAGCCUUACUCAAUAUCUUCUAUUAAUACUUACGAUGUUGGAAAUUUCAUGGCGGAUAUGAUUCUUGACCUGAUAAAUAAGCAUAAUGUUGAUAUUAAGAAAUUCCUUCUGGUGGGUCACUCACUCGGAGGACAAGCUUGCGGAUUUGCAGGAAAAAAACUACAAUCAGUAGGUAAAAUUUUACCCAGAAUUAUUGGUCUGGAUCCUGCCGGUCCUCUGUUCAGUAUUAGGCCAAAAGACAAAAGGUUAAAUUCCGAAGACGCAGAAGUUGUAGAGGUUAUUCAUUCUGAUGCAGGAAGAUUCGGAUUUGACCAUCCCUGUGGUACUAUCGACUUCUUCCCAAAUGGAGGAAAAUGGCAACCUGGAUGCCAGAGAAUCGAUUUGCUUGAUAUUACGAGUGUCGCUGAUCCAGUUACCUGUGAUCAUCAAAGGUCCCACGAAUAUUUCACCGAAGCCAUUCUCAAUCCCGGAGAUUUCCUCGCAACAAAAUGUACUCAAUACACUUUACUAUUUAAACAGUGUGACGAAAACUACAAAGUACCGUUGGGAGACCUCACCACGACAUUGAAAGGAAACUUCUACUUCGAAACCAAUAAGGAACGACCCUAUGCUAAAAGACAAGGACCAGGACUGAUAAACAAAAUAUCGAAUAUUUUUAAACAUUAGAAAUUAUACUAUAAGUACUAGAUUGUUAUGUUAGAAAUAAAAAUUGAGUUGGACAUAA